AUGUCUUCUUUUCACAAGAAACACCCUUCUGUAAGGGGCCGUUCUCACUUAAAGAAGCAAGCGGAGGUAUUGCCAAAUGAAUUCGCCACAUAUCAUUUCAACAAGGAUGACAUCGAGUCAUUUGCGAGAGCACUUGCUGAAGAUCCGAAUUACGACUCGACCGAACACAUUUCGGCAGUGACCGACUUCAUGCCCAUAAAACAGGUGAUCAAAAAAGAUACAGAAAAUAUACCGAGAGGCUUUGAUGGAUUUACUUAUCAUGUUUUACGUUUCCCUUUAAUGUUGGCAAUACUUAUCGUGGUUGGAAUUGAAGUACUCUUAUAUAUUCUUGUAAGGCAAAUCGUCAAUAUCUGGGAAUAUUUUGUUCAAUGGCGCGGAGAAAGAUUUAGACUUCGUGAACAACUUCGUUGCGCUACAACCUACGAAGAAUGGAUUAAUGCUGCUAAAAAACUAGAUAGUCAUCUUGGAUUCGAUGAAUGGAAGGAUGAGGUCCCAUUUGGGUUUUACGAUUUCAACUUAUUACGUAAAGUCAAUCGAGAUCUCAAGGCGUUUCGCGAGGGUUCAAUUCAAAAUCCACAAUUUUUAAAGGGUAUUUUACAAAAUUGUGUGAAAAGCAAUUUCGGUGGUGUUGAGAAUGGUCGAUUGUAUUCUCACACUUAUUAUGGAACUAAAAAAAUUGUGGAACGAUAUAUUGAUGAAGUGACCGAAUCACUAGAUUCUGUGCGCAAAAGUAAAGCAUUGUCAAUAGAGGAGAAGCAACAGCUUUUUAAGAAUGCAUACAAGAAUUACGGUCGAACUGCACUUUGUCUUAGUGGCGGCGCCGGCUUUGGAUAUUAUCACCUUGGUAUAGUAAAGGCACUUUUUGAUGCUGAUCUUUUGCCAUCUGUCAUCACUGGAACCAGCGCAGGAGGAUAUAUUGCUGCUUUAGUUUGUGUAAGAACCGACGAAGAGUUGGCUCAGGUUUUGCAUCCUGAUAUACAUUGUCACAUGACAGCGUGUUCGGAUUCAAUGUUUGUUUGGUUUAAAAGAUUCUUGGAGACAGGCGCACGAUUCGAUGCUUGUGAUUGGGCAAGAAAAGUGCAAUGGACUACGAAAGGUAGUCUAACCUUUAGGGAAGCCUAUGAACGCACAGGAAGAAUCUUGAAUAUUUCUGUGAUCCCAUAUGACCCACACUCUCCACCAAAAUUACUGAAUUAUAUUACUGCUCCUGAUUGUGUUAUAUGGAGUGCAGUUAUUGCAUCGGCUGCAGUGCCGGGGAUUUUGAAUCCGGUUGUCUUGAUGCAAAAAACAAAGAAUGGCACUUUGAUCCCAUAUAACUACGGUCAUAAAUGGAAGGAUGGAUCUUUACGAACCGAUAUUCCUAUACAGGCUUUACAUACUCAUUUUAAUGUCAAAUUUACAAUUGUAUCUCAAGUAAAUCCUCAUAUUCACGUAUUCUUUUAUAGUCCACGCGGAACAGUCGGCCGACCUGUUAGUCAUCGCCAUGGUCGAGGUUGGCGUGGCGGGUUUGUCGCAGCCAGCAUAGAGAAAUAUUUGAAGUUAGAUCUGAGCAAAUGGUUAAAGGUGAUACGUGAUUUAGAACUUUUACCCAAAGUAGCAGAUCAGGACUGGAGUUCAAUAUGGUUGCAAAAGUUUGACGGGAAUGUCACAAUCUGGCCAAAAUCUACUCUAUCAGAUUGGUUUUACUUAUUAUCAGAUCCGGACGCUGAACGACUGGAAAGAAUGAUCACUACGGGCUUACGUGUGACCUGGCCUAAGUUACACAUGAUCUCAAACCGGCUACGAAUAGAACGUGCUAUAAUAAGAGGCAAGGAACAAGUUAAACGCAAGGCACAUAAACGUCUUAAACGCGCCGAAAUCGAAAAUGAUGUAUACUUAAAUGCAGAGAGUGGCGCCAGCACUACGGCUGUUAGUUCAAGUGGGCAUGACGAAGAGGAAGAAUCAUCGAUAGCAAAUAGUAAUAGUUAUGAUCUGGAAUAUAACACAUCAGAGAUAGAUCCAUUAUCAAGAGGAUUCUCCUUAAAUCCCUCAGUGUCUUCUUCAGAAGAGACAGAAUCGCUGCAGGCAGCAUCAUUAAAUGUUAAUACUAUUUAA
Messenger RNA from Ambispora gerdemannii, 2094 nucleotides. The record is from the annotation of a GenBank genome assembly. Lineage: Eukaryota; Fungi; Glomeromycota; Glomeromycetes; Archaeosporales; Ambisporaceae.